Medioppia subpectinata is the source of this 1027-nucleotide messenger RNA. NCBI's taxonomy places the organism in Eukaryota, Metazoa, Arthropoda, Arachnida, Sarcoptiformes, Oppiidae. The record is from the annotation of a GenBank genome assembly.
GAUUGAAUGAUCAUUUGGACAUCAUUUAGACAUUAACUACAAUUGACUCUUAUUUGUGCGACAAUUGAUUGUGAUUUACAAACCAAACAACAGAUCAUAUAAUUGUUGGACUCAUUGCUAUCUAUAGCGAGCGAUGGGUUCAUCGAGUGGUGUAACGAGAGGUCAAUUGCGGCCACACUUUUCAGCCCGAAGUCCGCCCUUUGUUUUGGCCGCUCUUUGCGUCAGUUUAGGAAUCCUUGGAAUCAGUUAUUGGAGUCUUUCUCAAGAGUAUAACCAAUUGGAGGGACAGCUGAAGAAGACUUUGAUCCGCAAAGACUCCAUCGAAAAUGAUUUGACUUUUAUUCAGAAACAAUUGAAUCAAAGGGAAGAAGAGUUCAGUCGAGCGAAGCAAACGCUGCAGAAGAAGGACGAAGACUUGACCGGAUCCAAGACUGACAUCAAAGCUAAGGCCGAAGAACUACACGCUAUGCUCUCAAGAGUGGAUUCACUCAAAGACAGCAAUGACAAAUGCAAUGAAGAGCUGAACAGUAAGUCCAGGGAAUUGUCGGAUGCGUUGAAUAAAAUGAAUGAAAUGCAACAAAAAGAUGCCAAAAAUGAUGAUAAAAGUGAGGCAUUGAAUCAAUUAAGAGAUGAAAAUAAACGAUUGGAAACACAGUUACAAGAAUUGAGACAAAUGGAUUCUCUCGUCAAACCCAAUGCCGGCGACAAUCAAAAUGAGACACCAGAACAGGCAGUGAUUGCCAAACCUGUCAAAGAAAACCAAUUGCUUAACAAUGCUUUACCCGAAGAAGACCGCAAAGAAGAAGGUCUGGUCGACGCAAACGAGAAUGAAUUGGGAGACCAAUUGAAAGCCGACGGACCAAAUGAUCUCAACAAAGAAUCUGAAGAUACCAAACAAAAUAUACGAUAAAUAACAACAAUUUAUACAUCAGUUACCAAAUGAAUAGCCUAUUGUUAUGUUUAAUAAAUAGUAUUAAAAACAUUAGGUUAUAAUCAAUCAUAAAAUCAUUUUAUAACUCCCGUUACG